Molecule: messenger RNA, 807 nt
Organism: Linum tenue
Lineage: Eukaryota; Viridiplantae; Streptophyta; Magnoliopsida; Malpighiales; Linaceae
Source: the annotation of a GenBank genome assembly
AUGUCUGCUGCAGCCAUGGCGCUCUCCUCCCCAUCCUUCGCCGGCAAGGCGGUGAAGCUCUCCCCUUCCAUCCCCUCCGAGCUCACCGGCGACGGCCGCGUCACGAUGAGGAAGGCCGCCGCCAAGCCCAAGACCGCUUCAUCCGGAAGCCCAUGGUACGGCCCAGACCGCGUCAAGUACCUGGGCCCAUUCUCGGGAGAAGCCCCAUCCUACCUCACCGGCGAGUUCCCCGGCGACUACGGCUGGGACACCGCCGGCCUCUCCGCCGACCCGGAGACUUUCGCCAAGAACAGGGAGCUCGAAGUGAUCCACUGCAGGUGGGCCAUGCUGGGCGCCCUGGGCUGCGUCUUCCCCGAGCUCCUGGCCCGCAACGGGGUGAAGUUCGGAGAGGCUGUGUGGUUCAAGGCCGGGGCCCAGAUCUUCAGCGAAGGUGGGCUGGACUACUUGGGCAACCCGAGCCUGGUCCACGCGCAGAGCAUUUUAGCCAUUUGGGCCUGCCAGGUGGUUCUCAUGGGCGCGGUUGAGGGCUACCGCGUUGCUGGUGGGCCGCUCGGUGAGGUUGUGGACCCGUUGUAUCCAGGAGGGAGCUUCGACCCGUUGGGCCUGGCCGACGACCCGGAGGCGUUCGCCGAGUUGAAGGUGAAGGAGAUUAAGAACGGGCGGCUGGCUAUGUUCUCGAUGUUUGGGUUCUUUGUUCAGGCCAUUGUCACCGGAAAGGGACCGCUGGAGAAUUUGGCCGACCACAUCGCCGAUCCAGUCAGCAACAAUGCGUGGGCUUUCGCCACCAACUUCGUCCCCGGAAAGUGA